UCUCCCUCCUUCUCUCUCUCUCAGUUUUUUCUCUCCUUUCAACUUGUCUCAAUCCCUAAUAAUCUUCUCUUUCGUUUCAAAGUUUCAAUCUUUUUAUACUUCUUCGUCGUGUGAACUCCUCUCUCUCUCUCUCUCUUCGCUGCUCUGUUCUUAGUUCUCCAGUAGAGUAACGCAAAGAUAUAAUCUUUUAGGGUUUAUCGUCCUGAUUUUUAGGGAAUUUGAUGCUGUAGAUUUAGAGAUUCCCUUUUCGAUAUAAACCCUCCGAGAUUCUCUCUCGCUGAUUAGAGUUCUCUGUUGAUAAUCUGAGUAGUUGCUGGUUUGUGGAAGCGCUAAAGGUCUCAACUUUGCAGAGAUUCUGAUUGGAAUCUAAGAUUUUAGAGAGGGAUUAGGGUUUAUUCAAUCGAAUUUUAGGUGGGUUUGAUUGUAAAAUGACUGCGUGGAGUAGGGAAGACGAUAUAGCCUUUGAGAGAGCUCUUGCUAGCUAUACAGAUGAGUCCGAGGACAAGUGGGAGAAGAUUGCUGCUGAUGUUCCUGGGAAAAGCGUUGAGCAGAUUAAAGAACACUACGAGGUUUUAGUUGAGGAUGUUAGUAGGAUUGAAUCAGGAUGUGUGCCACUUCCUGCAUAUAAUUCUCCUCGAGGAGGAUCAGGUGGUGGUGGUGAUGAUGGAGGAAGUACUAAGAAAGGAGGAAACAGUCAUGUGGGCGAGUCUAAAGCAAAGUCAGAUCAAGAACGGCGAAAGGGUAUUGCCUGGACCGAGGAUGAGCACAGGUUGUUUCUUCUUGGUUUGGACAAGUAUGGUAAAGGUGAUUGGCGCAGCAUUUCUCGCAACUUUGUGGUGACAAGAACACCGACACAAGUCGCUAGCCACGCUCAAAAGUACUUCAUUCGUCUGAACUCGAUGAACAAAGAGAGGAGACGAACGAGCAUUCACGACAUCACUAGUGUUGGUGACGCUGUUGUCUCAACUCCGCAAGGACCUAUCACUGGUCAGAACAACAACAACAAUGGUUCUGCUGGUGCUGUUGCUGGAGGAGGAAACAAAUCAGCCAAGCAAGGUGUCUCACAACAACCACCACCGGGACCUCCUGUGUAUGGAACGCCAAGCAUAGGUCCUCAACCAGUAGUUGGAACACCUGUGAGCCUCCCAGCUCCACCUCACAUGGCUUUUGCUGCUCCAGUCCCUGGCUCGGUGGUUCCUCAGAUGCCGUACACCACAAUGCCGCGGACACCAACUGCUCAUAGGUAACGUCUGAGAAAUACGUUUUAGGUGUAAGAAAGAUGUGUAAAGGACUUGAGUGAAUAUUCAAGCUUUGUUCCUUUGAGUGAAUUUUUUUUUUCUUUUACUUUAGUUUGUGGGGAUUUUUCUAAUAAGAUAUUAAGAUCAUGUGGUUUAGUUUCAGUCUCUAAAAAAACUUUUUUUUUUUGUACUUGGAACACAAUAAAGCAUAUGUUGUGCCUAGA
Brassica oleracea var. oleracea is the source of this 1462-nucleotide messenger RNA. RefSeq names its product transcription factor DIVARICATA-like. The transcript is spliced from 2 exons. NCBI's taxonomy places the organism in Eukaryota, Viridiplantae, Streptophyta, Magnoliopsida, Brassicales, Brassicaceae. Bases 429 to 1247 code for a protein of 272 amino acids. Gene Ontology annotation, molecular function: DNA binding. The record is from RefSeq and is a predicted model, not a curated record.